CUCUAUGGUCGUCCGCCCUCUGCGCGUUCUCUCUAGCCGCUCGCGCUCUAUGCUCCGCGGUCGCCGGCUGCCUAGCCGGGAGGGGUGCGCAGAGGGAGGCGGGGCGAGAAGGCAGAGGUGUCUCCUCUCCCCGAGCGGCGGGAGACCUGAGCAAGAUCUGUGACAGCUCGUCGGCCGCCAUGUCAGCGAGUAGGGCUGCAGACAGCCCCGGAGCCCAGUGGUAGCCCUCAUUUCGCCUGCAGUUCCCAGACAUGGAAGGACUUCAAUGAAACGUAAAUGAUUCAACAGAAGAUGCUCCAAUGGAUGACUGUGAGACACCUGCAUAUAACCUUCAGGUAGAACCACAAGAUGGCUGUCACCCUGGGGACGGUGUGGAAAGUACAGUGAUACCCUUGCCUUCUGCAGCAGAUGAAAAUGAAAACCAGUUUGGCGGGGACGGGCAUGAAUGUCUGACCAGUGGUGGCAGCACAAUGGGCAGACCCGAAGUGACCGAGCAGGACAGUCUCAACAAUAACGCCAGCUGCACCCCAAGCUGUGAGGUGGCUGCAAGUGAGAACUCGGAGACCGCUCCCCGUGAGGCCCCCAGAGAUGGGCAGGACUGGUCUCCCUGUGAGGGCCCCACAGAUGGGCAGGACUGGCUGGGAAAGGACAAAAAAAUACCUGGAAAGAGAAGUUCAAGAAGCAAAGGAGGCACUGCUAAGAAGAUACCCCCAGGACUUGCUGCGGGAGAUGCCACACCUUUCAUGCAAGAAGAUGUUCUGGGUGCAGCCACCCUCGCUCUUGGUGACGAAGAGUCUGCCGCAGUCACCGCCAGCGACCCGCCGGAAGCCCCAAAGCUGGCUCUGCAAUCCCUGUUCUCACUCAUCCGGGGUGAAGUGGAGCAGCUGGACUCCAGGGCACUGUCCCUUUGCCUUCAUCAGAUGGCCGAGUCCUAUUUCCAGGAGGAGGACUAUGAAAAAGCGAUGAAAUUCAUACAGCUCGAACGCCUGUAUCAUGAGCAGUUGCUCGCAAAUCUGUCUGCCAUUCAAGAACAAUGGGAAACAAAAUGGAAAACUGCACAACCACAUACACUUAUGUCUGCAAGGAAUUCAGACAAGGGAUUUAAUGGUGACGACUUUGAACGGCUUGCUGAAUUUUGUACAACACAUCAAGACCCUCUUUCAUCCAAACAUAAGAUAGCAGCUGUAAAAAAGUCCCUGGGAAGGAAGUGCAUUACACCGUCAAUUGCAUCUAAAGAUCCAAAGGGAAGUGGAGCUCCAGCCAAAGAGCCGGAGAGAGAAACUCAUCCUGGCAUGGACCCAAGUCCAGAAAGCCAGCCUGACGCAGAGGCCGGGGAGAGCAACCCCUGCAGCAGUCACACGGCCCAGCAGGCAGAUCCCCUGGGCCUUCCUGUAGCUGCAGGGAGCGACCACAGAGCGGAGCCACUGGGCUGCGCGGAGGGGGCCCCCAGGGAGCUCCACGCCCAGCCCCCAGAGACAGCCGGGAGCCGCUGCGGGCCACACUCCGCAGAGAACACUUGUGAGGGUGACGGAAGCGUGCCACUGGGUCAGACAGGCGCCUGCCAAGAUGUGGCCGAAAUAGAGGGCCCUGCCGAAGACCCUCAGGUGGUCCUUUCCAGAGAGUCGGGGACAGAGCCAUUGAUUUCACCGGGCUCUGACCACACACCUCCUACGCUGUGUCCUGAGGGUAAACAUUCACAGACUCAAAGAAAGGAGCUCCAUCUGCCACUCCAAGAGGCUGCUUCUGAGGCGUGGCCCUCCGACCAGCCCCAGCACAAUGAACUGAAUGAGCUGCAGCCACCCGGCCACAGGGGCAGGGAUGGAAAAUCACCGCAGGGGCAGGCCGGCCCCGGGGGCUCCGACAGUGUGCCUUGUGGGAAUGCGGACGGGUCUGACUUAAGUGCGGGGCCUCCGGACGUGUGUAUGGCCCCAGAGGGCCCGGGAGAGCAGGGCGACCAAGUCAGUAAAGAGACGGAGGACUAUCUGAACAGCCUUUUGGAAGGAUGCUUAAAAGAUGCCGAAGACUCUCCUCCGUACGAAGAGGAGGAUUCUGAUCUUCAAGACCUGUCCCCCGACGAAGCCUCUUACACCCUCCAGGAGCCCCAGCCUGCCGAGGAGAGCUGCCUUUCCCUGGACGAUCUCGCCAAAAGGAUAGAGAUUGCGGAGGUGGCUCCUGCUGAGGGCCUGGUCUCCAUAUUAAAGAAGAGGAGCGAUGCCGGGGGAGACCGCCCUGCCCAGAUGCAGCAGAGACCAUCCAAGCGGCGAGUGAGGUUCCAGGAGAUAGACGACCACCUAGAUCAAGAUGAGGUCGGAGGGGGCUCCUGCAUUCUGCUGGUCUUGCUGUGCGUCGCCACGGUGUUCCUCAGCGUCGGGGGCACUGCGCUGUACUGCGCCUUCGGCGACAUGGAGUCGCCUGUUUGCGUGGACUUCGCGGACAACGUGGACUUCUAUUACACAAAGCUCCUGCAGGGCGUGGCGGGACUGAAGCACUGGGUCUACCUGUCCUAGCAGGGUUCCAGAGGGACAGGCGUGCUGGCAGUGAGCGUCACGGAGCCGAACUGUCUCAACAGCUUUUAUUUUAGGAGUCGUGUGAUGUGCGCCCCCUCCCCACCCCGUCAGCAGCCGUGGACAUCGGAAACAGCAUCUUGCAAUGGCGGUGUGGAGGGACUCGCAGAAUCCCCCAGGCAGGGAAGCGCGGUCGGGCUGAGCCCUGCGGACUGAGGGAUGGUCACUGGAGAGCUGUCCCUCUCCUCCUUGCCUCUCCCUGGUGUGAUGAGCUGUGCGGAGCAGAACCAGGCAGGGCGGUGUCGGGGCCACUCCGUGAGCUUGCUUUUCAAGCUGUCAGAGGACACUCCUGGCUUACAUCGGUCCAAACCCAAGGCUUCUGGCCGUCACGCAAUAAGUUUGUGUGCAAUCCCAAGGGGUCACCUAUGGUUUCGAUGUCUUUUUCAGUUAACCUCGGGAGCGAUGUAAUUUAGGCUUGAUGUGUUACUUCCAGAUUCUGUCCUCUGUUUGUGGAAUGGCCAUGUGUGUGUGUGUGUGUGUGCAUGCGUGUGCAUUUCAGACAGUUACUCACUAGCAAAUACCCCACACGACAUAACAAAUCUUUAUUCUUUCAACGUGACUAUAGAUGUGCAGGCACAAAUCCUUAAAGAUGGUUAAACUGUGGAACAAGUGAGUUGUCGAAAUCCUGGCCAAGAAAUGAGGAACCGUGACAGAUCUGUGACAGUGAACUUGAUUGACUAGCCAGAAAUGAAUCACAGGCCUAAAGAUAAAAUUAAAGAGCUCCCUUGGCAUCUCAGGCAGCCAUUUCUUUCACGGAUUCGGCGCUUCCCAAACUACGAUGGUUGCUGGACUCAGUUCAGCGAGCACUUAUUGAGCACCUACUGUGUUCUGAGAAGCUAAGAACUCAAAUACAAAGGUAAAUAAGAUGUUAGUUCCUGCUCUGGAUGUUUAAUUCCGCCUUAUGCUAAAAAAAUACUUUGGCAAGUGAAAUUAAAUCGCCAUACGUAGUUCAGUAUUAACAGGUCAUGCAGUCGGGUGUUUGAAUGAGCAUUCACAUUUCGGGCUUGACUUAGACCUCUUCUGGGGUCUUGGCGAAAAUCCAAUCAUGUCUUAUACAAGCAAAUGUCUGAUAAAGUUUUGUUAGAAUCUGUCGGGUGACAUCUCCUUUUCUAAGGUCUAACAGUUAGGAAGCCUUGGUUGGCUUUUUUUUAUCAUCGACAGCAUUUUAAAAGAAAAUACAUGAAUUAUAGUUUUUUAGCAUGUGAUCAUUACUUCACGUUUUUCUGUCAGAAUCAUUUGAAAGAAAAGGGUGAAAUUACUUUCUAGUUGUUACUGGCUGGUACAGUACCUUCCUUUUUGUGUUUCUGCUUAUUUAUUUAGAUUCCAUGAACUUUAAAGGGCUUUUUCUAUAUGUUGAAAGUGUGUUGCCGAGCAUGCAUUUGGUUUAUCCCAAUGUAGGUAUUACUGUGUACUUAGCAUUUUGAUUCUCUGUCAAUUCAAGUCCUCAUGUUUUUAGGCUUGUUUAUUUUUUAAAUUGAUGUUUUAUUUUCACUUAUAAUAUUAUUCAAUUUGUCUCAUCACCAUCAACUAAUAUUUUCCAGGAUUAUAGAUCAAAGAUAUUUAUUUAGGAGUGUACAAGAUACUGAAAUUUAGAUUGCUUAUACUUAAGGCUGAUUUUAUUAGAAGAUUAUUUUAAUGUUCUAUUAUAAAUUUUAAGAGUUCGUACUCAAAGUGUAUGUAAAAUGUGUAAAUGUCGACGGUACUACCUUCCGUGGUUCUAUAAAAGACAUUCACCACGCCUGCUGGGAGGACCAUCACAGGCAAACCUGUGUGUUCCGCCCUCUGGUUUCUAGUCACGGGAAUUCGGUGAGUCUGAUUCCUGCCACUUGUACAUCACGGUAAACCAAAACUUCCCUCCUGUUCUCCCCCUUUCAGGUCGCUGUCAAAGUCCCUAGUAAACUGUAGUGUUCGAUUUGCCUAGAGACCACCAGAACCACCAUUCUGACACCGAGGGUUUCCCUCGACACUGAACUGGAGGGAUGGAGGGAGUCCCUUGGUCCUGGGGGGGGGGGCCCCCGCUGGGUCUCAGAAGAACCGUGUGCGACCUCACCGCUUCCUGGGGAAGGUUCGGUGAGUUCGGGAGCAUAUGAAUGUCUCGACUUAACGCAGGUGUGAAAAUCCCAGCCAGAAAAAUAAGGCCAGCAUUUUAAGGAUGUCAUAGUCAUUUGCUGCAUGAAUUGGACUAAUCCCAUCCAUCUGGUGAUGAAAGAAUUGUUAUCUCACACAUUAAAAAUUCACGCAGCUUCACUAUAAUGUAAUUUUUUCUGCCAUGUGGAAGUCCUGACAGCUGUUUGUCCCCAGUCUUCCUUAAGGACUGUAUUUGAGGGUAACAGUUCAGGCUUGCAAUUUAAGAGCAACACCAGCCAAGUGUCUCAGAGACUUUAUUUGCAUCCUUGGGUGAUGAGAAAAAGUACUUUAAAGUGAAAGUCAGAUGCUUUCAGAAGUUGGCCUGGCCCCACAAAUAGGUAGCUGUCUAUUCUGGGAAGUCAAAUAGGUCCCUGGUAGAGGUUCCGCCGCUCCAACAGCACCUCCCCUGUCUGCCUGACAUAAUCACUGGAAUUUGCUCCUAAAAUUCAUCCCUUAAGAUUAAAAAAUCAGAACCUCCUCGGAGGUUUAUUUUUUUAGGCAGUGAAUUUGUGUCUCAUGCUGAGAGGACUUGAAAUUUGAAGACUGGCCUUAUUUUGGAAGGACAGACUUGAACUUGGUCUUAGGAGAAGUGGGCAUGGUCAGUAACGCUCUGGAAUAUCCUCCUGGGAAUAAAAUAGAUUUAGACCGUUACCUUGUGUAACACCUACAAAUCAACUUGAAAGAGUGAAUCUAAUGUAAAGCUGAAACUUCUAGAAGAAAACAGGAGUAAAUGUUCGCAGCCCACGGGUAAGCAAAGAUAACUUACAGUACAAACAUACACCAACCGUAAAAGAAAAGAAAUCAAUUAACUGGACUUUAGAAACUUGUGCUCUUUGAAAAACAGGUUAGGAAAAUUAAUAAGCAAGCUGAAGAUUAGAAAAAUUAUUCAUAUAAUAUGCUUAACAAGUAAAUGUGUGUGUGUAUAUAUAUAUGGAUAUACCCACAUACAUAUAUAUGACUCUCCUUGACUUACGGUGGGCUUGGCUUACAUUGCAAGAUACCUGUCAUCUGUUGAAAACGUCAUAAGUUGAAAAUGCAUUUGAUACUGCCCUGGAGUAUCAGUUGUUUACCCUUGUGAUUGUGCGACUGGCUACUGCUGCCCAGCAUCACAAGGAAGUAUCAGAGGGAAUACAGCUAGCCCCAAAAAGGAUCACAUCCAAAAUCUAAACGACACUUUCUCCUGAACGUGUAUCACUUUCACACUAUCAUACAGUCCAAAAAAUUAGAACUUGAACUAUCGUGAGUCAGGGACCAUCUCUAUAUAAUACCAAAGAAUUACAAGAAAGCUACCAAAGUUAAUACAUGAAUUCAGCAAACUUGCAGGGUACAAGAUCAACACACCAAAAUCAGUUGUUUCUAAACAGCAACUAAUGUUCUGGAAAGGAAAUUACAAAGGCAAUUUCAUUUACAAUAGUACCUGAAAGAAUAAAAUGCCUCGGAAUAAAUUUAGCAAAGAAGACUUGUACCCUGAAAACUGCAAAACAAUGCUGAAAGAAAUUAAAGAAAUCUGAAUAAAUGGAAAACUACCCUGUGCUCAUGGGUAGGAAGAUAAUACGGGGCAGGGGACAAAAGUAGGUUUACAGUUGUGAGUACACAAAACAGUUUAUUCUUCUAUUAUUACUUAUUAAUCAUUUGUAUUAUUUUUCCGUACGAACAACUGUAAAUCCACUGUUGCCCCACCUUUGAUUGUUAAAAUGUCACUCCUCCCCAAAGAGAUCUAUAGGUUCAACCAGCCCCUGUCACAAUCCCAAUAGCCUUUUUUCUUUUUUUGCAGAAAUGGAAAAACUGAUUAUUAAAUUUAUAUAGCAUUGCAAGGGGACCUAAGUAGCCAAAACAGUCUUGAGAGAAGAGAGAGAAUUGGGGGACUCACAUUUCUCAAUAUCAAAACUUACUACAAAUCUGCAGUAGUCAAAACUGUGAUACUACCAUAAAGACAGACAGACCAAUGGAAUAGAAUUAUGGUCCACAAUGGAGCCCACACAUCUUUGGCUACUUGGUUUUUGAUGAAGGUGUCAGGUAUAUUCAAUGCGGAAAGAAUACUCUUAAACAAAGGGUUCGUGGACAACUGGAUUUCCACAUGCAAAAGAGUGAAAUUGGACCCCUGCCUCACACCUUACGCAAAAGUCAAUGCAAGAUGGGCUGAAGACCUAAGCAUUAACUAAAUCUAUAAAGCUCUUAGAGGAAAACAUCAGGGUAAAUCUUCAUGACUAUGGAUUUGGCAAUGAAUUCUUAGAUAGGACACCAAAAACACAAGCAACAGAAGAAAAAAUAGAUAAAUUGGACUCCAUCGAAAGUUUAAAAAAUUUAUGGAUCAAAGGGAACUAUCAAGAAAAUAAAAAGACAACUCACAGAAUGGGAGAGAAUAUUUGCAAGCUAAACAUCUGAUAAGGUAUUAGUAUCCAGAAUAGACAAAGUUUGCCUACAGCUCAACAAAAAGAACCCAAUGCAAAAAUGUGCUAAGGACUGAAGUAUCCAUUUCUCCAAAAAAGAUAUGCAAAGUUUUGAAAAUAUAGGAUGAGGGUGUUGGUUACACAGCAUUGCAAAUGUACAUAAUACCACAAAAUUGUACAGUUAAAAAUGGUCGCCCUGACUGGUGUGGUUCAGUUGGUUGAGCAUGGUCCCACAGAGCAAAAGGUUGCCAGUUCUAUUCCUGGUCAGGGCACAUACGUGGGCUGGGAGUUGCGUCCCCGAACAGGGUACAUAGGAAAGGCAGCAAAUAGAUGUUUCCUUCUCACAUCGAUGUUCCUCUCCCUCUCUUCCUCCCUUCUUCUCUCUCUAAAAAUAAAUAAAACCGUGUUUAAUGGUUAAAAUGGCAACUUUUGUGUUACACAUAUAUUCUCACAUAAGUGUGCACACAGGCAAAACAACCGACACUACCAAGUGUUGGCGAGGAUAUGGGACAAUGAAACACAUGCACAACUAGUGAUAAUACGAAAUGAUGCAACCACUCUGGGGCGCAGCUUGGCAGUUUCUUAGAAAUUUAAGUUCGCAUCUACUGCAUGACCCCGAAACUCCACACCUAGCUUUAUCCAUGAUAGUCCAAAAAAGUGGAAACAGCCCUCAUUAUUUCAAUAAAUGCCUCUUCAAUUAAAAAAAAAACAAAACUGUGGAUACACAAGUGACAUGAAUUAAUCUCAAAAUAUUAUCACUGUGAGUGAAAGAAACCAGAAACAAAAGAGGAUGUAAUGGAUGUUUCCAUGUAUAUAAAAUGUUAGAAAAGACCAACUCAUUCUUGGUGACAGAAACAGACCAGUGGUCUCCUGAGGGGCAAAGGACGGUGGGAGAACGGUCCUGGGCAGCUUUGGGGAGGGACAGAAAUGGGUCUCUAUGGCGGUCGUCAUGUCAUGGGUGAAAUUCAUCUUCAAAAUGAGUUGUGCACUUUAUUUAGAUGCGGUUGUGUACAGAAAUUAUACCUCAAUAAAAUCGUUAUUUUAAAAAAGA
This is a messenger RNA of Artibeus jamaicensis (Jamaican fruit-eating bat), 8132 nucleotides long. It is a transcript of the gene CNST, whose product is annotated as consortin, connexin sorting protein. Gene Ontology annotation, biological process: positive regulation of Golgi to plasma membrane protein transport. The transcript has 11 exons. Gene Ontology annotation, cellular component: plasma membrane; trans-Golgi network; transport vesicle. The coding region runs from base 300 to 2507 and encodes 735 amino acids. Gene Ontology annotation, molecular function: connexin binding. Lineage: Eukaryota; Metazoa; Chordata; Mammalia; Chiroptera; Phyllostomidae. The record is from RefSeq and is a predicted model, not a curated record.